This is a messenger RNA of Megalobrama amblycephala (Wuchang bream), 2421 nucleotides long. It is a transcript of the gene mettl25b, whose product is annotated as methyltransferase like 25B. Lineage: Eukaryota; Metazoa; Chordata; Actinopteri; Cypriniformes; Xenocyprididae. The transcript has 9 exons. The record is from RefSeq and is a predicted model, not a curated record. Gene Ontology annotation, biological process: rRNA modification. The coding region runs from base 1 to 1890 and encodes 629 amino acids. Gene Ontology annotation, molecular function: rRNA (adenine-N6,N6-)-dimethyltransferase activity.
AUGAUGGAUGCUGUGAGCUCGUCCAGAGGAGGAGAAGAAAGAGAGAGAAUGACAGAGAGAGGUGGAAUAAAGGCGCAGCAAAGAUCUCCGAUCAACCCACUCUUUAACCAACAGGAGCAGGAGCAGAGAGAACUAGCCGAGAAGCUGACAUGGCUCCUGUCAACCUACAGACGCAUAUCAGACUCCUACAUAAUAGAGUUCUUCAGUGAGAGUUUGUGGGAUACUCUGCCUGUGAGCUGGCAGGAAGCCCUCGGUGAUCUUACACCCCCACAGAUCGCUGAUCUACUGCUGGACAAAGAGAUUAAUGACAGGCGGUACCCAUCUGUGUGGCCUUUGUCUUUACUGGCGCUGCGGACAGCAGCACAUGUGCUGUCGUUUCCACGUAAAGCGCCAGGUGGGCACAGUGAGGACGCAGGUGCAGCAGUGCCAGAGGAGUUUCAGUCCAACCAGAGUCAGAGCUCUUUGUUAAGACACAUUUUCCGUAAACACGUCAAGCCCAAGAAGCAGCAUGAAAUCCGCCGCCUGGGCACGCUGGUCAAGAAGUUGUGUGAUCAGGCUAACUGUAACUGUGUGGUUGAUGUUGGGUCUGGACAGGGCCAUUUGACACGGUUUCUAUCUUUUGGACUCGGCCUGGAUGUCACUGGAAUUGAGGCUGAUCCCAACCUUGUUUCCAUGGCUAACAAAUUUGACAGACAGCUCCUAUUGACACUCACCAAAGAGAAUCAAAGGUCAGGAAAAGCUGAAGGUCUGCAUUCUGCACCUGGUCCUUCUCCUCGUCAUGUGGUGGGCUGGGUCAACCCACAGGCUUCAUGGGAUGUCUUCAUUCAGCAACUUGUGACAGCAAGUGAAAGUGACAGUAGUGUUGGACCGACCACUGGGCCAUAUGAAAAGAAACAAAGGGUGGAAGAUCUGCAUCUGGAACCUCAUUCAUGCCAAACCAAAGGAGAGGACAAAGCAGAGUUACAAAAUACUCUUCAGACUCAAAGAACUGACAUAAAUAUUUCAGACUCCGUAGCCCAAAUAAACACUGGGGCUUUUCCAUCGGGAAUGGAAACCGAAUCCGUAGCCCAAAUAAACACUGGGGCUUUUCCAUCGGGAAUGGAAACCGAAAUGCUUACCUGUAAAAGCAUACCAGUUACUGAUUGUGGUGUCAAAGAACUGGGUAGUUUUGUCCUUACAGGUCUUCACGCCUGUGGAGACCUUAGCUCCACACUUCUGCGGCAUUUCACCAACUGCCCUCAGGUUCAGGUCAUCACGUCUGUGGCUUGCUGCUACAUGAAAAUCUCAACCCAGGAGAACCCAAACCCUCCAGGGGUAUUCCAAUCCCAGUUUUCUUCAGACAUCACUGUGGCAAAUUCCAGUUCAGAAUAUGGUUAUCCAAUGAGUGACUGGGUACGUGGAUUACCAGGGCACCAGUUGUCCUACAAGGCACGAGAGGGAGCGUGUCAUGCAAUAGAGGACUAUCUUCUGCGGCUGAGAGAGGAGAGCGGGUUACUGCGGACACACUGCUACAGAGCCAUCUUAGAAAGCAUCAUCAGAGCGGAGAGGCCCCAUAUGCGCAGACCGGGUGUUCAGACCGUUAAGAAAGCCCACGCACUGUCAUUUUCUGAGUAUGCUUGUUUGGCUUUGCCGCGGGUGGGUCUACCCGCUGAUCUCCCGUAUGACCCUGUCUGUGUGGAUUCAAUGCUAGCACACCAGGGUAAAGUGGUGGCAUACUUCAGCCUGGUUCUUCUCCUGGCACCAUUGGUGGAGACUCUAGUGUUACUGGACAGAAUGAUUUUCCUCCAGGAGAGAGGUUUUCAGAGUGAACUCAUCCCACUCUUUGAUGCUGCUUUUUCCCCACGAAACCUGGUACUGGUGGCCGUCAAGCCCAAAGAAGCACAAAGCUGAGUGAAAUAACAGGCCAAGAUAUUCAAACCCACGUUGUGCAUCACAACCACAUAAUUAGAUGUACAGUAACAUUAUGAAUAAAAUGACCUUAAAUUAACUGCCACACAAACCAUCAGACAUUUGAGAACUGCAAUUAGAGGUUUGAUUGUAUGUUUUCCAGAGCAACCCAUUAAUGGGUCAUUGUUCAGUAAUUUUUUCCCCUCCUUUACUUGUUUUGACUCAUAAGCAAACGUUUUCACAUUUUAAAUUAUUUUUUGUCUGAAUUGCAGAGAGGGAAAGUCUUCUUGCGAAUUCUGAUUUUAGUCAUUUUAUUGUUAUUAAAAUGACACAAACUGAUUUGAUUUUUGUUUUUCUUAACUGCAUUUUUUCUUAACAAGGUUGUUUCUAUUAUAUUUAAGCCACGGAAUCACGCUGAGCAAAGUUGCCAUCAAUGGUAUUCUCACCUCUAUUACAAAAGAUAUUUAAGAAUCAUUCAGAAAGAUUCUUUGCAAGUAUGAAUGUUGUAUAUGAAAAUAAACUGUCAAAUUAAAA